Molecule: messenger RNA, 4379 nt
Organism: Pogoniulus pusillus (Red-fronted tinkerbird)
Lineage: Eukaryota; Metazoa; Chordata; Aves; Piciformes; Lybiidae
Gene: TP53BP2
Product: tumor protein p53 binding protein 2
Exons: 18
Coding region: 168-3617 (1149 amino acids)
Biological process (GO): regulation of apoptotic process
Cellular component (GO): nucleus
Molecular function (GO): p53 binding
Source: RefSeq, a predicted model, not a curated record
GGAGCAGCGCCCAGUGGGAACAAAGCGGAGGGCGGGCGGCCGGCGGGGCCGAGCCGGGUGCCUCCCGCAACAGGUCUGUCCGCGCGUCCCGGCGGCAGUGCAGGCCCUCCACUUCCCGGGUCGCCGGUCUCCCGCUCCGGGCGGCGAGGCCGGCACCGGCCGCCCUCAUGCGGUUCGGCUCCAAGAUGAUGCCGAUGUUUCUGACAGUGUACCUCAGCAACAACGAGCAGCACUUCACCGAGGUGCCAGUCACCCCUGAAACAACCUGCAGAGAUGUGGUGGAGCUGUGUAAGGAGCCUGGUGAGAGUGAGUGCCACUUGGCUGAAGUGUGGUGUGGCUCAGAGCGUCCCAUAGCCGACAGUGAACGGAUGCUGGAUAUCUUGCAGCGCUUUGGCAUGCAGAGAAGCGAAGUUCGCUUCUUUCUUCGGCAUGAGCGCUCUCCCUGCCGGGAAGGAGGGACUGGACAGAGGUCUCAGGAUCCAGCCUUAAAAAGGAAUGGUGUGAAAAUGCCUGGUGAUCGAAGAAUCGAGAAUGGAAUCAGUGCUCCAAGGAUGGACAUGACACUGGCUGAACUUCAGGAAAUGGCAUCUCGCCAGCAGCAACAAAUUGAGGCUCAACAGCAAAUGCUGGCUAACAAGGAGCAACGUCUGAAGUUCCUGAAACAGCAAGAUCAGCGGCAGCAACAGCAAGCUGCUGAGCAGGAGAAACUCAAGAGACUGAAAGAAAUUGCUGAGAAUCAGGAAGCCAAACUUAAGAAAGUGAGAGCACUCAAAGGCCACGUGGAGCAGAAAAGACUCAGCAAUGGGAAAUUAGUGGAGGAGAUUGAACAGAUGAAUAGCCUGUUCCAGCAGAAGCAGCGAGAGCUUGUGCUGGCCGUCUCAAAGGUGGAGGAACUCACCAGGCAGCUGGAAAUGCUGAAGAACGGCCGAAUUGAUGGUUACCAUGACAACCAGUCAGCUGUAGCCGAACUUGACCGCCUCUACAAGGAACUGCAGUUGAGGAACAAACUGAACCAGGAGCAGAAUGCCAAGCUGCAGCAACAGAGGGAGUGUUUGAACAAGCGCAACUCGGAGGUGGCAGUCAUGGACAAGCGUGUUAAUGAGCUGCGAGAGCGCCUGUGGAAGAAGAAGGCAGCUCUGCAACAGAAAGAGAACGUCCCAGUUUCUUCAGAUGGGAACUUACCACAGCCAGUGGCUUCUGCUCCCAGUCGAGUGGCAGCAGUAGGUCCUUAUAUCCAGUCUUCUACUAUGCCACGUAUUCCUUCCAGACCUGAGCUCUUGGUGAAACCAGCCUUUUCCGAUGGGACCCAAGCUUUGCAGGUGCCUGAUGGCCCUCUGAAAACACAAACUCUGCCCAACAUGAGGGCUGGGAGCAGUGCACAAGCUAAAGUUCCUGCAGGUUCUGUUAUUCCCAGUUCAAAACCUUCCCCAUCUGCCACUGACUGGAGUAGUUCAAAUGCAGACCACCAUAUUAGUCAAGGACCAGCCUUGACUUCAGGAAAAGGAAUUGUGACCAGUGAAGGACAAGCUGAAGGAGAAAGUUUUCUACGAGACAAGGAGAAAAAGGUGCGUCCAUUCUCAAUGUUUGAUGCUGUGGAGCAGUCUGCUGGGCUGGGCACCCUGAGGAAGAACCAGAGCAGUGAGGAUCUCCUGCGGGAGGCACAGACAGCCAAUAAAAAUGUAACAAAGGUGCCCCCACCUGUCCCCACUAAACCAAAGCAGAUAAACUUGCCUUACUUUGGUCAAGCUGGUCAUCUGCAACCUUCUGAUGCUAAGCUGGAUGGAAGCCUGCAGAAGCUGCCUCUGGCUGUUGUAACUAUGGGGAACAAGCAAAAAACAGUGGCACAGCAGCCUUCUCAUCCUUCUCAACAGAUACAGCAAAGAAUUUCUGUACCUCCUGCAGGUCCUUCUUCUAGCCAGGACCAGAUUCUUCCCUCCUCCAAACAGGAGAGUCCCCCAGCAGCAGCUGUGAGGCCUUUUACUCCUCAGCCAUCCAAAGAGACCUCGCUCCCCCCGUUUCGAAAGCCUCCAACGGUGGCUGCGAGUUCGAUCUAUAGCAUGUACACCCAGCAGCAGACUCCUGGCAAGAACUUCCAGCAGGCAGUGCAGAGUGCUCUGACGAGGGCACAGACCAGAGCCCCCCACUUUCCAAGUGUGUACGGCAAGCCUGUGAUGGCAGGAGCUGGUGUACAGAAUCAGCUGCCGCAGACGGAGAAUGUCUACUCGAACCUCCAAGGCAAGCCAGGAAGCCCAGAGCCCGAGAUGGAGACAGCAGCUUCUGCUCAUGAGAGCCAGGAAACAGAGCGAAUCCCCCGGCCCCUUAGCCCGACCAAGCUGCUGCCUUUCUUGUCCAACCCCUACCGCAACCAGAGCGACGCCGACCUGGAGGCGCUGCGGAAGAAGCUCUCCAACGCACCCAGGCCCCUGAAGAAACGGAGCUCCAUCACUGAGCCAGAGGGGCCCAACGGCCCCAAUAUUCAGAAGCUUUUGUAUCAGAGGACCACUCUGGCUGCAAUGGAGACUAUCUCGGCGCCGUCACAUCCCUCCAAGCAGGCGCCUUCAGCUGCCAGUCCUGAGAGCCCGGUGGAAAUCCCGAAUCCUUAUCUCAGUGUGGAACCAGAAAAGGAAACAGCUGCUUCUAUGCCAGAGCCAGCCAUUGCUGAGGAAGCAGAGAACACACCAGCAGAUCAAAGUGAAGACAUUCUUCCCUCUGGAGCUUUGGACACUGUGCCUGAGGGAGUAUCUGAUGGUGAUGAACUCACGCAGACGAAAAUGGAAGAACCAAGCCUAGAAGCUCCACUGCCACUGGAGGUGUACAUGGAAGAAUAUCCUCCAUACCCACCACCUCCCUAUCCUUCAGGGGAACCAGAGAGUCUGGGAGAGGACUCGUUCAAUAUGAGGCCUCCUGAAGUUACUGGACAGUUUUCCUUGCCUCCUGGGAAGAGGACAAACUUGCGUAAAACUGGCUCUGAGAGGAUUGGCCAUGGAAUGAGAGUGAAAUUCAACCCCCUUGCCUUGCUUCUGGAUUCAUCUCUGGAGGGGGAGUUUGACCUCGUGCAGAGAAUAAUUUAUGAGGUUGAAGAUCCCAGCAUGCCCAAUGAUGAAGGGAUUACUGCUCUGCACAACGCUGUGUGUGCUGGGCACACAGAGAUUGUGAAGUUUCUGGUGCAGUUUGGAGUAAAUGUGAAUGCUGCAGAUAGUGAUGGAUGGACCCCGUUACACUGUGCAGCAUCCUGCAACAACGUGCAGGUGUGCAAGUUCCUGGUGGAGUCAGGUGCAGCUGUGUUUGCCAUGACCUACAGCGACAUGCAGACAGCUGCAGACAAGUGUGAGGAAAUGGAGGAAGGCUACACACAGUGCUCCCAGUUCUUAUAUGGAGUCCAGGAGAAAAUGGGCAUCAUGAACAAAGGAGUGAUUUAUGGGCUCUGGGAUUACGAAGCUCAGAAUGAUGAUGAGCUCUCCAUGAAAGAGGGAGACUGCAUGACAAUCCUGCGCCGGGAGGAUGAGGAUGAAAUUGAGUGGUGGUGGGCACGGCUGAACGACAAAGAAGGCUACGUUCCCCGCAACCUGCUAGGGCUGUAUCCAAGGAUUAAACCUAGACAAAGAAGCUUGGCAUGAAGUAGUACAGCAGCCAGAUUCUUGAAGUACUAAUCAUGGAUGACUUAGGAAAAAAAACCUUCAUUCUGUGUUGGUUCCAAUAUCAUGAGACUGAUUUCAAUGACAAUGUAAUCUGAAAGCUACAAAGAAUGUGCUUUGAAAACAAAUGAAGGAUUGAUGCAUCAGCCAGUGGAUGAGGGCAUUCUACAAGAAGAAAGAACGUUUGCAAGCAAAGGAACUUCUGCUGCUGUGGGUCUGAGCAAGCCCCUGUGUUGAAGUGCUCACUCUGAUCUCUUCUGGCAUUGCAGAAAAGAAUCUCAGCGUUUUUCUUCAUUAAAUACAAAGACUUUUUUCAGUUUACCUCUAAGGACUGAUCAUGAAAACAGACAACUUGACUUCAUCCAGGUUUAUCCCGAGGCUUUUUCCAGAUGGGAGAAAGUUGAAGUACAUGCAUGGUACCCAAAUGCACACUGCUGGAAGCAGAACGUUGUGUUUGCAGAAGCUAAACUGGAGUGCAUCUGGAGAGCAAGAAGCAAGUGAGCAGUUCAUUUAGCAAUAACUUCUAGAAGUGCUGUAGCAUCUUAGGGCUUCCAGCUACUCAAAAUAUCUGCUGUAACACACAAUGUAGGUUUAGAUUCCUCUUUUUACAAAGAGCCUCUCAUCUAUUUAUUGUAUUUUGUACUUUGAAAACUAAGUGUAGACACUUUCUGUAGUCCUUGACAACUUACUUAAUUUUUACUUGAUUGAGAUACCAUUAAACUUUUGUCCCCUCUUAAGGUUUAA